AUGGAACGGAUUGUUAACAAGAUUCGUUUCUGGGACUCAAAGGCGCCCACCACACCUCUUCCCACUGCUGCUGCCAAGCCAGACCGCAGUAGUGUGGUCUGCAGCGACGAGACGAUCAACUACGCAAUGUACCACUUGUGUGCCUAUGACCCAAUUUUGGAGGUCCUUAUUUGUGUGGGGGACAAUGUGCCGGCUGUCGUGCUGGCGCGCGGCCGCCGGCGGGUGUCGCUGCCGCUCCGGAAAUGCGUUCACUGGUUGGAAUGCCACAUUUUUGCUGGAACUUCCAGUUUUUUGCUGCUUUCUUCGGAAUGCUUGCUCCUCGUUGAUUAUGGGCAGCGCAGUUCCUCGUCAGGUCUCUUCCCCCAGGGCAGAAAUGGGGCGUUGUUUGCAUGCCUUCACGUACCCCAAGGUGUGACAUGGGGUGCUGUUGGCUGCCGCAACGGCUCCGUCAUGUACUGGAAGCUGAAACAUAAGGAUGGAAGAACCGUUCUGUCGUGGGCUGCACUGACGACCGAUGUGCUAGGCUUUUGCCGCGCUUUUCUUCCCACACCAGCGCCGGCGUCGUGUGGGCACAUUUACACGAUUGACACCUACCCGACGAACCCUAACGCCCUUGUUGCGGUGAUUGCCGGUGUCCCUGGUGUCUGCAAGUGGUACUUGGACGAGAAUCGUUUGUCGAGUUUCUUUAGCGCGUCAGAUGCAGUGAAGAACUCCGGCAUUGCGGCCUGCAGAGUAACUCCGGGUGGUGCUUACAUCACCGCAAUAACCUUUGACGCAUCCACGGUGUUCAUAUGGUCAGAGAAUGGAAAGAAGAAAAAGGACAGGCGUGUGGAGCUUUUCUGGGCGGUGGAUAUCUUGUGUCACCUCCCCUCCUCCGUAGAGACAGCCAGUGAGGCAAAAGUAGAGGAGGGGGUGACGCCAUUGUGCGGCUUUCACAUCGCACGUGGUGCAGGAUCGUUAGUACAAGUGCAAUCAGACAAGAAAUGCCAUAUGUACUUUCUCCUGUACUCUGCGGAGGGGGUGGUGGAGCUGGUGGUGGACGUGGAGGGCAAGCAAAUUCUCCAGCGCGAGGACAUACUGGCCCAUGUGACAGCAAUGCGGUUGCAGCCAAAUACCGCAUUGGAUGCCAAGGAGGAAUUUGCAGUCCAACGUGUCAUUCCAUGUUCUCAGUUCAUGUACUGGCUAGGCGCAUGGACCGAAACAGACCUGGACACACUCAUUAUGACAAGCGAUGACUGCGGGCCGCUCUUGAUAGAACGAUGUCGGUCAAGGCGGAAUGUGGAGCGCGUCACGGAGCUGGGGGACCUUCCGCACGGAGCUGCGCCAUGGAGUGAAAUGCUCCUCGUGGCACCAUCUGUGGAAACGAUGGAUGUGCUGUGGGGUGCUCUGGACAAGACGCAAGGUGCGGCGGAUCCGUGGAGUGCUCUUCUGCGUGGCGCAACGUCAGGCGAUGCGUGUGAUGUGGCAAAAAGAGGUGACAUCGCUGCGUUCCUUGGGGUGUUGCCUGAUGGACCAAGCGAUGGUAUAUGCUUCCUACCCCUUUCAAAUGAGUGCGUUCCUGUUCCAUACGACGUGAUACGCCAGCAUGCCGCAUGCCUCUCCUGCACCCCUUCUGGGGGUGGCGGGCAGCUUGUCAUACUUGAAAGGGCAAUGCCAGGACUUCCUCAGCGCACCGAAUUGAUACUGCGCGCUGUGGCAGACGAGGUGUCGGUCUCUGUGUUCGCUGUGCAUCUUACACCACCGCGAGUGGAACGUCUCAUGGUGCUUUCGAAGGACUGCCUCAUGCCAGAUGCGGCUUCCACUGGAAGUGGGAUUGCUUUGGCACAACAGGCGGUUUUAGUCGAGUGCCGUGUUGUGAAAUCUAAUACUGCGCCGCUAUCGUUUGAAUUGCGCCGCAGUGGAUGGAGUAUCCUUCUCCAGUUGAGCGACAACUCGUUGGCCCUGGUAGACUUGAGCGAUGCCAAGGAUGGAGAGAAGGAGCCGCCCCAGAUGGUGCGUUAUCCCAGCGGGUUGUUUCCUGCCGGUACCAGUGUGACGUCAUUCGACACUGUUUGGACGAUGCUGGAAAGUUCACCUGACCACGCGAAUGGUGGAAGGGACGGAGUGGAGUGUUUGGCCCUAAUUUCCACCCUCUCUGACCGAAAGGGAGUGAUUGUGUGGGAUAUGUGCCGCAUGCGGCUUCUGUCGUAUUUUCCAUGCACCGAUUAUGGUGAAUGGCGCUACAAUAAAGUCAUUACGAGACCACAGGAAACAUGCUUUUCUACAACAUCGGAGUUUGGUGGCAUUACGGUCGCUAUUUCCCGCAUUUGCAGCAGUAACAAUGCAAUCGCUACUGAUCCGGUUGAAGGAAGCGAAGGGCGUGUCGUUUUGCGCGACAUUCUUGGCCGACUCCUCCUUCCCCUUUGCGUACGCCAUGGCUCGGAUGCAUCUGGUGGAUGGUGCCUGAGACGGAAUGAAGAAGAUGCGGUGUGGCACCCGCUCGCCCCAGCAGGUGCAUUCAGGAUUGUGUUUGGACUCAAGAUUGUGCGAGGCGAAGUGGUGGCAGUGACAACAGACGCAGAAUACACUCUUGGAGAAACUUUGGUACCCUCUGGUCGAAUUGCUGCGGUGGAGGAAGAGCAGCCUUGGCCAUAUAGCAUCCUUGUGUGGCAUUCGCGGGAAAAAGAGGAUGAAAUGGAACCCACAGUGCCGAGUCAUGGUGACGGUGGUAGUAUCACUCAAGGUGGACAAGAAACCGUGAUGUUGUACAACGAGAAGGAGAUUGGUUUCUUCUGUGCCUCGAAGUUGGCGACUAGUGGAAGUGAGAUGGGUCCUGCGACAGUUUGUCGCGUUGAGAAUGGUCGUUCUAUCGAGCAUGUAGUGUUUUGCGCGGUUUUCAAUGCGGCACUUGUUCUCGCCAAGGACGCUAAUAAAUGGUGGUGGGUUAAUCUGCUAGAUUUGAGCACCGCCGAGCCUUUGAUGGAGCCUCACGCAAUGACUCACUUUACCGACAACGAUGACUUGUGCAUCCGUCUUGUUCCUGUGGAAGAUUGCGGCCUGCACAUUUAUAUUAUAGGCCGGGGCGGCGCGCCCCUUGGACACCUUGUCCUUCUCCCCGCCGCCAGCGAUGAGACACCCCGCCCUCAUGUGUGCAGCCCGUUUUUGGACGCGCGUUAUGCACCGGCACCGCCGAGCUUUCGCUCGUACAGGCGAUUCUUGCCGCCGCCGCCCACGAUGAAGCAGGAGCAAGGUUUUUUGAAGCGUCUGAUGACGUUGCCGUGGGAGGAGGUUGUUCUUAAAAUUGAGGAUGAAGUUUUGCGGGAGGAGCAGGCGGAGUCUUUCGAUGAAUUUCGGCAGCGGUUGGUGACAGCGGCGCCCGGGGACUGCCACACGGCCCCGCCAGAGCGCCGAGAUGCGGAGGCGGAACGGAGGGAGUUGUUGCCAGGAAACCGGUACACCGAGCUGAAGGCCACGGCGGCGCGGGAGAAUGUGAGC
Trypanosoma grayi is the source of this 3474-nucleotide messenger RNA. Its product is annotated as putative R-SNARE protein. NCBI's taxonomy places the organism in Eukaryota, Euglenozoa, Kinetoplastea, Trypanosomatida, Trypanosomatidae. The record is from RefSeq and is a predicted model, not a curated record. The annotation marks the transcript as partial. The transcript has a single exon.